This is a messenger RNA of Onychostoma macrolepis, 2698 nucleotides long. It is a transcript of the gene htra3b, whose product is annotated as HtrA serine peptidase 3b. The record is from RefSeq and is a predicted model, not a curated record. Gene Ontology annotation, molecular function: protein binding; serine-type endopeptidase activity. Gene Ontology annotation, cellular component: extracellular region. Gene Ontology annotation, biological process: proteolysis. NCBI's taxonomy places the organism in Eukaryota, Metazoa, Chordata, Actinopteri, Cypriniformes, Cyprinidae.
AGUCCCCGCCUCUUCUAGAGAGAAGAGAAAAGCAGACUUCACUCGAGGAUGUUGAGAUGGUCAGCAGAUACAACAGGACCAAACAUCUAGAGGCUUCGCUUCACAUACAUUGUUUUAAUAAGUUGCACUUGAAAUCAAAGCAUUUGCGCGCAUCAGUAGAUCAGAUUGGCUUGGAUAAGAAAUAUUGCUCUUCCUGGGACAAGCAUUUCACACUGGUCUUUCAGCUGAUCCUGCAGGAACUCACACAUCUCAUCUGAAACAAGCUUUUGCAUUGGGAAUCUGAUGCGUACUGGUGAUCUCCAGAGGACACUGACUAUCCAAGAACGGUCUGAGAAUUCGUUUUCAUUUUAACCAAACAAACAAAAAAUAAUAAUAAUAAUGCAGGUCAUUCUGUUGGUCUCCGUCGUUUUUAUUUGCGUCAAAGCUGCUCUCGCGGACACUAAACUGAAGUGUCCCGAGCGCUGUGAUGUGAGUAAGUGUCCGAGCCCAAGCUGCCCCAGCGGCUAUGUGCCGGACCGCUGUAACUGCUGUCUGGUGUGCGCACCGGGGGAGGGAGAGCCGUGCGGCCGCAACGACCUGCCCUGCGGGGACGGGCUGGAGUGCAAGCACCCGUCUGGAAAAAGACUGUCCAAAGGCGUGUGUCAGUGCAGGUACAGCAGUAAAGUGUGCGGCAGCGACGGGAACACGUACGGUAACAUCUGCCAGCUGAAGGCCGUGAGCAGGAAAGCGCUGCAGCAGGGUCUGCCCGCGGUCACCAACCUGCACAAAGGACCCUGCGAAAGCAAAGGUCCUACACACCCCAGCAGCCCGAGGUACAAAUUCAACUUCAUUGCUGACGUGGUGGAGAAGAUCGCCCCUGCUGUGGUGCACAUUGAGCUGUUCCUAAACCACCCCCUCUUUGGCCGGACGGUUCCGCUGUCAAGUGGUUCAGGUUUUGUUAUGUCAGAGACCGGGCUGAUCGUGACUAAUGCUCAUGUGGUGUCCAGCACCACACCUGUUUCGGGUCAUCAGCGACUCAAAGUACAGAUGCGUGGUGGGGAUGUGUAUGAGGCCACUAUCAAAGACAUCGACAAGAAGUCUGACAUUGCCACUAUCAAAAUCAAUUCGCAGAAAAAGUUGCCUGUUUUAUUGCUGGGUCACUCGGCAGACCUGCGCCCGGGUGAGUUUGUGGUUGCUAUCGGCAGCCCGUUUGCCCUGCAGAACACAGUGACGACAGGAAUAGUCAGCACUGCACAGAGAGAUGGGAAAGAACUGGGUCUCCGUGACUCAGACAUGGACUACAUCCAGACUGACGCCAUCAUCAACUAUGGGAACUCGGGUGGACCACUCGUUAAUUUGGAUGGGGAGGUGAUAGGAAUCAACACCCUGAAGGUAGCUGCAGGAAUCUCCUUUGCCAUUCCUUCAGACAGGAUUACACGCUUCUUAAAUGAUUCAUUGGGAAAGCAAAACAAAGAGCCAAGAUCAUUGAAGAAGCGUUUCAUUGGAAUCCGAAUGCUCACCAUCACAGAAGCACUGGUGGAAGAGCUGAGGCAGCAGAAUCCUGAUUUCCCUGAUGUCAGCAGCGGGAUCUAUGUCCAUGAGGUGGUUCCUCACUCCCCUGCUCAGAAAGGGGGCAUCAGAGACGGUGACAUUAUCGUUAAGUUAAACGGAGAGCCUCUGAUGAGCAGCAGCGACCUGAAGGAAGCGCUCAACCAAGACACGACUCUGCUGCUGGAGGUGCGCAGAGGCAACGACGACCUGCUCUUCAACAUUGAGCCUGACGUCAUCAUGCAGUGAUCUAUUCCAAAUGUGAACCAUCGAACUUUACCCAAAGACAUUGGUUUUAUCCUAUCAGUCAUGCGCUGUCAUGGCCAAAGGAAUGUCUAACGGUGGAUCCAUCCACAAAACAAGGACCUCUUUUACAAGCUGAGAGGAAUCUAACCUUGAGCUUUUGCAGUCUUGGUCAAGUCUGCCCAAGAGAUUUUAUAUGAAAGGCAUUUCAUAACAGCACACUCUCUUUGAAGCAGGUUUGAAGCGGAGAAUGAUUUUGUUCAUUAUGAAAACUUGCAGUACUGUAUUUUGUAGAAGAAGACAAAACUGGUGAUAUUUUAUAGCCAAUCCACAAUGAAUCCACAAUGAUAUGUUAAGCUGGGAAAAGCUUUUUAAGUUGAAAUUUCAAUAAGAAAUAUAUAUAUAUAAAACAAUAUCUAAUAAAUAUUAUAAAUACACAGAACCACCUCAUAAAUAAUAAUAAUAAUAAUAAUAACGAGUAAAAUAUAUAUAUAUAUAUAUAUAUAUAUAUAUAUUUUUUUUUUUUUAAAUCUUAUAGAUUAGUAUGUGGAUUCUCCUCUUGAUAAAUGUCUCAACAUUCAUUGCUGAAACUUCAUUGUGGCACCAGUGGCAAGAAUCAAUUGCUGUGCAAGAUAAAUUUUAUAUAAUUUGUACAGAAUGACUGUCAUGAUGAAUGACAUUUUAUGGUCAUUUUGUCCAAUCAAAUGUGUGCUCUUUAUAUGCAGAUAUCAGAGUGAGACGUCUUCUGUUCAUGUAAUCUGUUUAUCAGUCUGUAUAUGCUCAUGUUCCUGUUUGUCUCAAAUGUCUACAGUAUAUUGUAUGUCUUGAUUACAAUGUCUUUACAAUGAUUACAAAUAUGCUCAUAUAAUUUUUUGGUUCUCUUCAGCUGGAUCUAUGAAUGUUGGACCUAUGAAAUAAAACUUUCUCA